Brassica rapa (field mustard) is the source of this 2293-nucleotide messenger RNA. RefSeq lists its product as uncharacterized. The record is from RefSeq and is a predicted model, not a curated record. Gene Ontology annotation, molecular function: protein binding. Lineage: Eukaryota; Viridiplantae; Streptophyta; Magnoliopsida; Brassicales; Brassicaceae.
UAUUUUUUUUUGAAACACGCAAUUUGUUUAUCGUUUAAAGUUUAAACUUGUAUUAUUAUAUAAUUUUAAGAGAGGGUCCGUUUUAUUAUAUGUGGCCCACGAGGCCCACUUGAUUUUAAAUUUGAGAGUUAACCGGGUAUUUAACCUAAACUCUCGGCGGGUCGGAUCCACUUCCCAGAGAAAAGGCGGGAAAAUUAAGGACACUCCCAAUUCAUCGGCGAAGCAGCAAUGGAGAAAUUCUUGGUUCCGAGAGAGCCGUCGCCGCCAAAAUCCACAACUGUAAUAAGAAGGCGACCAUGGAAGCGAUCUCUAAUCGAAUUGAACGGACGAUUGGAAUCACGCUACCGACACGAAGUAUACACUCUCCUUGCUCAUUCCUACUCCGAGAUUGGGAGAUUUUCACACCUUUAUCACCUGAACGAGAGACCAUGUCAUACCCAUGUACGUACGAUUUUUUAUUUAAGCUUUUUUUCUUUCUUUUUUCUCUCAGUGUGUUUUUGACUGAGAGCCAAGAAUUUGUAAAUUUUCAGAUUAGCGACAUUCUACACGGCAUAGAUUCCUCCUCAACGGGAGGCGUUGCUGGGCUUGAGUUUGACAACCAGGGAAUAUAUAUAGUUUCUGUCACAACAUCAGGAUGCUUGACCGUCCAUGAUUUUGACUCUCUAUAUUGCCAUAGUAAGCUUGCCCCAGAUUGUGUGGAAGAUGAGAGUAAGCAUGUUGUUCAUUUGUCUUUCCCUCCUGGUAGGGAAUUCAAUGUGGCUAGAUGGAAUCCCACUAACCAGAAUGAGGUAGCUUGCACAUCGAGGAAACGUGAUAAAGUCUCUAUCUUCGACAUCAGUUACAUGUCUCCCAAACCAACUGAGGAAUUGCAAACUAGACAGAAGCUCUCGAUUAUUGGCCGCAAAACUUCUAGUGGUUUAUCUGAUGUUGCUAUUAAUAGAAAUGGAGAUUCAAGAGUAUUUUCUCCAGAUACGCUUGGUACCGUUCAUGUGUGGGAUAGAAGAGCAGGCGUAUCUCCAUGUAUAGAACUUUCAACAAACAGAUAUGAUUCGCUCAAGAGUAUUCAGAUACACGUUGAUAAUCAGACUAUUUUUGGAGCUGGUAAAGAAGGAAUCAUUCAUAUUUGGGACCUUCGUGGAGGAACAAACUCUACUGCUUUUCAGAGCCGCAAAGAUAUGAGCCACUUGCCUUUGGCAUCUUUACAUCUUGCACCGAUGCUACAGAAGAUUGCAUCUCUUAAGGCACAGUCAGAAAUAGUUCCCAAGGAAAUCCAUUCCAUCAAUGUAAACCCAUCUGCUCCUCAUCAACUGGCCUUUCACCUUGACGAUGGUUGGUCUGGUGUUCUUGACAUUUAUAAAUCUGAAGUUACUCAUGUACAUUGCCCUCCUCCAGCUUGGUUGGAUGGUUUCAACAAUUCAGCUGAUUUGAUCUUGCGGAAACCGACAUGGCUGCCAACAUCAUCUAUUUAUGUGGCUGGGUCCAUGAGCGAGAAAGGGAUUCAUUUUCUUGAUUUUCAUCCAAGCUCUAGGUCUCCUUGUCACGUUGACUACGAUGAGGAUUCACAGAGAAAGGAGAAGAGAGACAAGUGUAAUCACAGUAACAAGUUUGUUUCAUUGUCUGAAUCUGUCACCGGCUGUGCUGCGCAUCCUCUCAAUAGCAUGAUCGUAGCUGGAACUCAGAAAUCGUCGCUGCUAUUGAUCGCGCAGAGACAUUGCUCAUCUACAACAGAAACUGUAGAAGGUGAACUGUAGCAUCUACUAGCUGGAGUAGGCUUCUGGGCGUUACAUCAUCCUCAUCACACCCUUUCCUCGCACGCUCACAUUCACCACCUCUCUUCUAUUCUUGUUUCAUGGCUUCUUCUGAAACAAGAAUGAAAAAGGGAAGAGCUAAAGAAGCAGCCAUAGCAAACGGAGUGAAGGUGAGGUCACUUCAAGCUGGUUUUAUGCAGAAGUCAAGCCCAUCCUCAACUCACAGUAUCAGAAUCCCUUCUUCUUCCUCAGCUUCUCGUCCUCUCCCCAACCUCUCUGCUCAUGACUAUCCUGUUUUCACUCCUGUAACUACUCUCUCUCUCUCUCUCUCAUUAUGUUUCUUCUUUGAGUUCCAUGUGUUUUCUUCACAUUUUCUUGUCUCUAACUUGAUUUGAUUCCAGACAUUAUGGGACUGGGUUUGUUGAAUUUUUUUUAAAAAGACAUUAGAUUUAUUGGUUUAAUCCGGUUUAGGCUUGCUAAUUAAUUGCAAUUCGGUAUCCAAUUUGUUCUGAACAGUCAGCUUAUAUAUUUCUUUAUUUAUUGUA